This is a messenger RNA of Rhinolophus ferrumequinum (greater horseshoe bat), 2581 nucleotides long. RefSeq names its product transmembrane protein 218 (gene TMEM218). The transcript is spliced from 5 exons. The record is from RefSeq and is a predicted model, not a curated record. Bases 341 to 691 code for a protein of 116 amino acids. NCBI's taxonomy places the organism in Eukaryota, Metazoa, Chordata, Mammalia, Chiroptera, Rhinolophidae.
CCUGGAGCUGCGGCUGGCAUGGGCAAAUGAGAGGGGCGUUGAAAGAGCGACGCUGAUUAGUGAAUCUAGGACCGCCUGUAUGAAAGCCCACUUGUGAUUCGUCCUGAGCAGACCAAAACCCCCGUGGGCUGGAACACGCGGAACUGUGAGGUGUUUGGAACAGCUGUAAAGGAAAAUGAAAAGGAAUUCCCCAGAAGUCACUUCACUCUUCUAACCCACUGUUUUCUGCUGCCUUCAUGGGCGUGAGUCUGUGAAAAUCCUGGCGUGGGUGAGAUAUCUGUCCCCCACCACAGCUGCACUAGGGCCAGGUUACUCUACAUGAAAUCCACCUUUAUACUGGAUGAUGGCUGGCACUGUGCUCGGCGUGGGGGCCGGUGUGUUCCUCUUAGCCCUGCUGUGGGUGUCGGUGCUGCUGCUGUGUGUGCUGUUGUCCAGAGCCGCCGGGGUAGCCAGGUUCUCUGUCAUGUUUGUGUUCCUCGGUGCUGUAAUCAUCACGUCAGUUCUGCUGCUCUUCCCCCGAGCCAGUGAAAGCCCAGCCCCAGAGGUCGAAGUGAAGAUUGUGGAUGCCCUUUUCAUUGGCCGCUAUGUUCUGCUGGCCUUCCUCACGGCUGUCUUCCUCGGAGCUCUCUUCUUGGUUCUAACUCAUCAUAUGCUGGAGCCAGUCUAUGCCAAACCACUGAGGUCCUGCUGAGCCCUACUGGUGAAAACCAAGACCUGGUGCUCUCCGCCGCUUGGUGUCACUGGUGAACAGAAAGACGCUGUUCGGAGCCUUGUUUUGACAGCCUUCAUGCCUGGAGAUCCGGUGACUAUCCAGUCAUCACUGAGACGAAUCUCUUGAGUCCUGGUUUCCGGACACCGGGCUGCAGAAUUGUCUCUUUGGAGACAGAUCUCAUCAACUUGAGAGGGAUAUUGCUGUCUUCUUAACACCUGUCCCUUGGGUUCUCCAUCUGUUUUGUAAGGGAAAUAGUAACGGUAAUCUGCUCAGAGUAGAUUUUCCAUCAAGACACCAGUAAGUGGAUUUGGGGAAAAGACGCACUUGGUUUCUGCUAUCCAGCAAAUGGAAAAAUGUGAUCCUUUUGAUAAUACAUAAAAUUCUUAGUCAUGAGGUUGGGCUCAUUUGGGGAGGACAGGCACUCAACACUCAAAAGGGUGUUUUAAUGUGAUGACAGAAGCCUUACCGAGGUAUGGUUAUUGACCAUUCUGUGCAUGUCAUGCCACAGAAGUCACUACAGGCGGUGAUGUCCUGCCCUCUGCUCUAAUAAAGCAGUGCGCACCAACCAGAGGACUGGCUCGCACUUCAAAUUCUUGGCCACAGCUUUCUGAAUCUGUUUCUGUAUUUCAGAUUGACUAAGGGAUUAGAGGAAGGGUGUGGAAGUGUUGACUGUCUGUCUUGCUGCUGUGGAUCUCUGGGUUCUGUUUCUUCCAGGGUUUGGGGGCCUCCGUGUGCCUUAUUUAACUACCAUAAGAGUCCAUUUGGGGUUAGUGUCAUCUAUUUCGUCUUUGCAGCCCUUUCUCCAAAGCUGGUGAGGAAUGUGUAUUCCCAGGAUUAGAUACAACUUUAUACCUGUCUGAGAUCCUAGGCCAAGUGAAAUUUGUCACUAAAUGGAGGGGUUCUGGGCUGGUUCCACUUUGGCAGUCUCAUCCCAACCCCCUAAAGCUGUUUGAAGAAGGAUCUUCUGUCUUAAAGUUAAGAACCAGAAAACGAGUUGGAAAGAACUUUGAGUACAUGCUAUAUGCUAGCAGUACAUUAGUUCCUUUUAAAUUGAAUUUACUUAAUUUUUACAACAAUCUAUUCAUUAUCUCCCCAUUUUUAAAGUAGAAAAAAAAAUAUGGCAUAAAAGACAUUAACUAACUUGCCCAAGCUCCACAUAACGACCAGCGUGCACACUCAGGGGCGGCAGUCUCCACGACCUGUCUUGGACUUAAACCACGCUGAGCUUUAUGGAAUUUUGAUUGAGAGAGGAAGUUAGGGCCACUUCUCAGCUUUCUCUCCUGGAUCCUCUUGUCAUGGUAGAGAAGGUACCCAGUCCUGCCACCCCAGCAGGGGUUAAGCUCUACACUACAAGUGGAGACUGGUGACUAUGGGGAGUCAUGGGAUGAUGAGGGCCAGGUGCACUUAUCCUUAUCCCUACCCUGAACUGUCUCUAUCUUAGUUUGGAAAAACUUUGCAGAUAAGGCUUUGUCACAGAAAGCUUCAAAGGAAAUAGUUUCUCAUCUGGCCUGGGGCCCUUAGGUAAGAAAAGAAAGAAGAAACACCUCUUCCCUCCCCCUCACCCCACGCCCAUCCCAGCUGACUGGAGGGAAAAGGGAGAAUGCGGAAGUGUUGAGGGAAGUGGGGCAAGCUGGAGAGUGAUGCUGUUGCCGUCUCUGGACUCCGGCAUGAAGCCUCCUGAUUCCGGCGCAUCUGUGCAGGGAUGUCGGCCUGCCCAGAGCAGCAUGGACUCCUAACAACGCGCAGGCUGCCUCUGUCACCUUCUGAGAGGCUAGCUGAAAAAGCAAAUCCAGGAAGACUCCUGUAGGUUCCUGACCAUGAGUCCAUCGUUUUUAUUCCUCAAUAAAGGUGUCCAACUAUUAGAUCAGU